AUGGAGGAGAGUCCUGUGCAGCCCCACGGUACCAAGAAAGCAGACACGCUGCGAGCUAUCUCUGACAAGUCUGAGGAGGGGAGAUGGAAGCUGACGGGAGCUCAGGUGGAGAGCGUUCCACUUACAGCAGGGCUCUGUGCUUCACCCCACAGGCACAGUGUAGGAAAAACACAGAUCGUGUCUGUGAUGUUGCCUGAGGAUGCUGAGAAGUUGCACCGAGUGGAGAGUAUGCUCCCCCGUCGGAUGCACCUGGAGCCCUGGGUGGCCCACAGAGAACUCCGUGGCCUGAGACGUGGUGUGUUCUUGCUAAAUGGGCCAGAAUGGCGUCUCAACCGACUGCAGCUGAACCCAAAUGUGCUGUCACCAAAAGCCGUUCAAAAAUUUGUCCCCAUGGUGGACAUGGUAGCAAGGGACUUCUUGGAGACCCUGAAAAAGAAGGUGCUUCAAAAUGCUCGUGGGAGCCUUACCAUGGAUGUCCAGCAAAGCCUCUUCAACUACACUAUAGAAGCCAGCAACUUCGCUCUUUUUGGGGAACGACUAGGCCUCCUUGGCCAUGACCUGAGCCCUGGCAGCCUGAAGUUUAUCCAUGCCCUGCAUUCUAUGUUCAAGUCCACCACACAGCUGUUGUUCUUACCCAAGAGCCUGACUCGCUGGACAAGCACUCGGGUGUGGAAAGAACAUUUCGAUGCCUGGGAUGUCAUCUCUGAGUAUGCCAACAGAUGUAUCUGGAAGGUGCACCAGGAGCUCAGACUCGGCAGCUCUCAGACCUACAGUGGCAUUGUGGCGGAACUAAUAUCUCAGGGAGCUUUGCCUCUCGACGCCAUCAAAGCGAACUCUAUGGAGCUCACCGCUGGGAGCGUAGACACGACAGCCAUCCCCUUGGUAAUGACCCUUUUUGAGCUGGCUCGGAACCCAGAUGUUCAGCAGGCCCUGAGGCAGGAGAGCCUGGCAGCGGAGGCCAGCAUUGCUGCGAAUCCUCAGAAGGCCAUGUCAGACCUGCCCUUGCUGAGGGCUGCCCUUAAAGAGACCUUGAGGCUCUAUCCUGUUGGUGGCUUUUUGGAGAGAAUUCUAAGCUCAGACUUGGUGCUUCAGAACUACCAUGUCCCUGCUGGGACANUNNUCNNNNUNNAUCUNUANUCCAUGGGCCGAAANCCUGCAGUGUUCCCAAGGCCUGAACGCUAUAUGCCUCAGCGCUGGCUGGAGAGGAAAAGGAGUUUCCAGCACCUGGCCUUUGGCUUUGGGGUGCGCCAGUGCCUGGGGAGGCGCCUGGCAGAGGUGGAGAUGCUGCUCCUGCUUCACCAUAUACUGAAAACCUUCCAGGUGGAGACACUGAGGCAAGAGGAUGUGCAGAUGGUCUACCGCUUUGUUUUGAUGCCCAGCUCCAGCCCUGUCCUCACUUUCCGGCCUGUCAGCUAGUCACUUUUGCAUCUGGGGUCCUAGUCAGGCCACCAACCUACCCUUCAUCCUGACGCCCAAGGUCACACUUCUCUGCCAGCAGAAUUCUUUGGUGUGGGGGGGGGGAGGAGGUCACACAGUCAUCUUUCAACACUUGUACAAGGUUCACAGCUGAAGACCUCCAGCAUCAGGGACAGGCAAGCCCAGGGAGGGGAUUGGAAGUAUCUUGGUGGCAACAAGCAGUCUCUGCUGUGUGGUCUUCCCCAUGUUUUCCAGUGGUCACUCCAGGUGUCCAUGGACUUCCAAGGGCCUCACAGUAAAGUCAGAAGUCACUUCCUUCCUUAGGUUCCCCAUUAUUAUGAAAUAAGCCACAAAAAUAUUUUCACACACAUAUGGGUUUGUAGGGGCAAGCUGCAUGGAUGAUGGAUAGAUAGACAGACAGACAG
Messenger RNA from Mus pahari (shrew mouse), 1841 nucleotides. Its product is annotated as cytochrome P450 11B2, mitochondrial. Gene Ontology annotation, cellular component: mitochondrial inner membrane. The record is from RefSeq and is a predicted model, not a curated record. NCBI's taxonomy places the organism in Eukaryota, Metazoa, Chordata, Mammalia, Rodentia, Muridae. The coding region runs from base 1 to 1416 and encodes 471 amino acids. The transcript is spliced from 9 exons. Gene Ontology annotation, biological process: cholesterol metabolic process; cellular response to peptide hormone stimulus; glucocorticoid biosynthetic process. Gene Ontology annotation, molecular function: iron ion binding; steroid 11-beta-monooxygenase activity; heme binding.